Paramecium octaurelia is the source of this 653-nucleotide messenger RNA. The record is from the annotation of a GenBank genome assembly. NCBI's taxonomy places the organism in Eukaryota, Ciliophora, Oligohymenophorea, Peniculida, Parameciidae.
AUGUUAUUAAAAACACUUCAAGCUUUUUCAAGAGUUUCAGCAAAAAUUGAUUAUACAAAGGACUAUUAUAAAGUAUUAAAGCUUCCUCCUACAGCUGACCAAUCCUAAAUUCGAAUCCAUUACUAUCAAUUAGCUAAGAAAUACCAUCCAGAUUCAUAAACACCAAACAGUGAAAAAUAUUUAAAUGUGCAAGAGGCAUUCAGAGUAAGAAAUUCAAUAUUUUAUAUCUCUAGAUUUUAUCUGAUUUAGAAUAUAAACAAAAAUAUGACUUAAAACGAGUAAUCAAUUCAGGUACUACAAAGCAAACUGAAUAAUAGGAGAAAAAUGAUGAUAGUAAAUAAGGAGGAUAUAUUGACGAGAUGAGCUAAUAAUAAUUUGAGAAGAAAGUUGAUGACAUAUGGAAAUUAAAGAUUACUGUAAAAUAAGGAUAAAUUCAAUACAAUUACUAUUUUAGUGAAUCUGAAUUAAAGGAAAAAUCCAUUAAUUGCUCAGAAUUUGAAAAAGUCGUUUCUGAUUUAAUUACUAAUCUCAAAUUGAAUCAAGCAUCAAUUGAAGAAUAUAAAAAUUCAUCAUUCUCGUCUGCCUCCGUUUUGAAAAAAGUGGCUGAAAUAGCAUUCUUAAUAUUAGCAAUCUUUGUUUCAAAAAAGAAAUGA